GUUCCUGUAGAAGACUGGUAUGUGCUUUAUAAGACAAGCGCUAACGCUGAUUUCGGAGGAUCAGACGCGCUAUGCAUGAGAUACACAGUGCAGGAAUUCCAUCCGGUCGAACAAAAAGCGACCUUCAGAGUACGUUCCCUACCAAAUACCGAAAGAACUGAAACAGUGAUGUAUUAUUCACGACAAGGCGAGCAGUACAAAACAAUUAUGGAAACGUUCAACGGAAAUGACCCAGCGGCGAGGCGAGAUCACGUGGUCUUUUCGGACUGCAUAAACUGCAAACUUGUUGCUUCCCUUUCAACUCAAAACAGCACAGAGUGCGUCCUGUACUCGCCAGCAAGCGCCCUGUCCAGACCCAUACUGCACUGUCAUUUCCUCUACGAUCUAUUCUGCGGCACAGACCGGAAGCUCAGCGUGUCUAACGACACGUGUCUGCGGGCGUCCUCUUGACAUCAUGCUCCAAGUGCUGUCAUCAAUGCAUGCAUGCUCAUUUUCAGGGCAUAUUUAUCAUUGAUUUACAUGCUGUAGUGCGGACAUGCAAUGUGCUAAAAUUAGUUUUCAUGCGUUCCCACAGUUUCCAUGAGCUGUAUAUGUUACAUAAAUAUAUAUAUAUUGUUUUGCUGAAACUAUCACUUUUCUGUAAGCACGCCGCACAUAAGUGUAUCCGCAUAUGCUGCUGUGGACGUCGCAAGCGUAGCAUGCUUUCUUACGACCAGACACUUUAUGUGUGUGUAGUGUCCGUGUAAAGAAAUUGUGUACGAGCAAUUAAACCGUACAUAUCUAUAAAUAAAAAUGUUUACCCAUUG
This is a messenger RNA of Dermacentor andersoni, 806 nucleotides long. The record is from RefSeq and is a predicted model, not a curated record. NCBI's taxonomy places the organism in Eukaryota, Metazoa, Arthropoda, Arachnida, Ixodida, Ixodidae.